Messenger RNA from Macroventuria anomochaeta, 1284 nucleotides. RefSeq lists its product as uncharacterized. Gene Ontology annotation, molecular function: DNA-binding transcription factor activity; transcription cis-regulatory region binding. Gene Ontology annotation, cellular component: nucleus. Gene Ontology annotation, biological process: positive regulation of transcription by RNA polymerase II. The annotation marks the transcript as partial. NCBI's taxonomy places the organism in Eukaryota, Fungi, Ascomycota, Dothideomycetes, Pleosporales, Didymellaceae. The transcript has 3 exons. The record is from RefSeq and is a predicted model, not a curated record.
CUGCAAGAGGCAUGUUUGAUCAGGCACUUUACAGCGAAACUGGCUCAUUCGUUCGACACGACCGAUCGCGACGCUCAUUACGCAAUCACCCUGCCGCAUCGAGCUCUGAACAGCCCAGUGUUGCUGUACGCUAUCUGCACUGUGUCAUCUCGCCUUCUGACCAGCAGGUGGUACAGCAAGACGCCAAAGCCAACGACCCUAUAUUACGAGAACAUUCCACUGCCCGAUCUCGAUGAACAUUCGGCUAUCCAUUACCACAAUGCUUGUUUGGGUUUACUCAUGGACUUCGCAGAUACACCCGCAGAUGAAGCCAAUGCCGAGGCCAGAGCCGUUGCACUUGCAGCUACCACGAUCUUGCGGACUUAUGAGCAGCUGGACAUCUCCUUGACAGGUCUCGACGCAGAAGUCUACCAAGGCGUGGUACAGACAGUAAUGUUCAAGCAUCACGAUGUAUCGAUAUACUCCCUAGACAAUAUGGACAAGCAGAGUCGAGACGAGCGAGGCAACCUGAUACUGGCAGAGGGUCUCCGUAAAUCUGCAUGCUUGAUUGCCCUGCGACAAGAGAUCUGGUCUGUCCUCCUAUAUCGCAGACCAUUUCGGCUUCCGCUAGCGGAAAACAUGGACUACUCCACACUAGGACACACCGAUGACUUUACGUGGGCAAACCGUCUCAUCCUGUGGUGUGCAGAUGUCUCGAGGUUCUGCUUCGGCUCGAGCACGGUAACGCCAGACACACCAGAGAAACACAGUCCCGCAUACGACAAAUGGAGGGUACUUAAGGAUUUCGAUGAUCGCUGGACCGCUGACACGCCAUCUUGCUUUCGAUCAUUGUAUUACUGCCCUGCGAGGCCAGAGAGAGGUGACUACUUCCCCGUCAUCUGGCAGCCCAACGAUGCUCACAUCGUAGCGUUGCAACAUCUCGAACUUGGUCGCAUGCUCCUCGCUGUCUGUAACCCACGACGCCAACGAGUCGGGAUUGGGUCUAGGGCAAGCAACUUGGCCAUGGAACAUCAGCUACGAGAGUCAAUCAAAGUGCUCUGCGGACUAGCACUGGCCGACAAACAUUUCCAAGGCGGCAUGACAACAGCUGCGGUCGGUAUUAGCAUCAGCGGCGAACUCUUCGACAAAGUGCAAGACCAACGAGCGAUUGUCCAGUUUCUGAGGACGCUGGAAGACGAACAUGCAUGGCCUACAAGAUUCACCAUUAAUGCCUUACGAGAAGCUUGGGGCGUUGAGCGUACCAACGAAACUUACUUCAUACCUUGCGGUUUUUGCUCGGUCUGA